Gastrolobium bilobum is the source of this 2734-nucleotide messenger RNA. RefSeq names its product transketolase, chloroplastic. The transcript has 7 exons. Bases 198 to 2450 code for a protein of 750 amino acids. The record is from RefSeq and is a predicted model, not a curated record. Lineage: Eukaryota; Viridiplantae; Streptophyta; Magnoliopsida; Fabales; Fabaceae. Gene Ontology annotation, molecular function: transketolase activity. Gene Ontology annotation, cellular component: cytosol. Gene Ontology annotation, biological process: pentose-phosphate shunt.
CAGCCUGUGGAUCACAUUAAUAAUCUAUAGAUCAUCCACCUCGUGCAUACCUUCCCUUUGUCUCUGUUACUCACAACAACAACAACAACAACAACCUCAACUCAACACUCUUGUUCUUCACUACUACUACUACUACAACAACAACAACAACAACAACCCAAGUGGUUGUUGAUUUAUCAAACUCUUAACUCUAAACCAUGGCUUCCUCUUCCUCUUUGCAUCUAUCCCAAGCCCUUUUGGCCCGUGCUGUUUACCUUCAUGGCUUCAAUUCUUCUUCUGAACGUGCUUCACUCUCCACUUCCACUCUCUCCAUGCCAUCUUUCUCUGGCCUCAAGUCACAUUCUUCCACUUCUUCAUGCAAACCAGCUACCUCCUCUUCAGGUUCACGUCGCAGGGUUGGUUCUAGCAACACUGUUAGAGCCACUGCUGUUGAGACACUCAACAAGACUACUGAGGUUUCUCUUGUAGAGAAAUCCAUCAACACCAUUCGGUUCCUUUCCAUUGAUGCUGUUGAGAAGGCUAAUUCUGGUCACCCUGGUCUUCCAAUGGGUUGUGCUCCAAUGGGUCAUAUUCUCUAUGAUGAGGUCAUGAGGUACAAUCCUAAGAACCCCACUUGGUUCAACCGUGACCGUUUUAUUUUGUCUGCUGGCCAUGGCUGCAUGCUUCAAUAUGCUCUUCUUCACCUUGCAGGGUAUGAUAGUGUUCAGGAAGAAGACUUGAAGGGUUUCCGACAAUGGGGAAGCAAAACUCCUGGACAUCCUGAGAACUUUGAGACACUUGGAGUUGAAGUAACCACAGGCCCUCUGGGUCAAGGCAUUGCCAAUGCCGUUGGAUCGGCACUUGCUGAGAAGCACUUGGCCGCACGAUUUAACAAGCCUGACAGUGAGAUUGUUGACCAUUACACAUAUUGUAUAUUGGGUGAUGGCUGUCAAAUGGAGGGAAUUUCGAAUGAAGCAUGCUCACUUGCUGGGCAUUGGGGUCUAGGGAAGCUUAUUGCUUUCUAUGAUGACAACCAUAUCUCCAUUGAUGGUGACACUGAAAUUGCAUUCACUGAGAGUGUGGAUAAACGUUUUGAGGGACUCGGAUGGCAUGUAAUUUGGGUGAAGAACGGAAAUACUGGCUAUGAUGAAAUUCGUGCAGCCAUCAAGGAAGCAAAGGCUGUCAAAGACAGACCCACUUUGAUCAAGGUAACCACUACCAUUGGAUAUGGUUCUCCAAACAAGGCUAACUCCUACAGUGUUCAUGGAAGUGCAUUGGGUGCUAAAGAAGUGGAUGCUACAAGGAAGAAUCUUGGAUGGCCAUAUGAUGCCUUCCAUGUGCCAGAAGAUGUUAAAAAGCAUUGGAGUCGCCAUGUCCCUGAGGGUUCUGCACUUGAAGCUGAGUGGAAUGCUAAGUUUGCUGAAUAUGAGAAGAAAUACAAGGAGGAAGCUGCAGAGCUAAAGUCUAUUAUUAGUGGUGAAUUACCUGCUGGUUGGGAGAAAGCACUUCCGACUUACACUCCAGAAAGCCCUCCUGAUGCUACAAGAAAUCUGUCUCAGCAAUGUCUAAAUGCCCUUGCUAAGGUUCUUCCGGGCCUGCUUGGUGGCAGUGCUGAUCUUGCCUCUUCCAACAUGACCUUGUUGAAAAUGUUUGGAGAUUUCCAAAAGAAUACUCCUGAAGAGCGCAAUGUUAGAUUUGGUGUUAGGGAACACGGGAUGGGAGCAAUCUGCAAUGGCAUUGCUCUUCAUAGCCCUGGAUUCAUUCCAUACUGUGCAACUUUCUUUGUCUUCACUGACUACAUGAGAGCUGCCAUAAGGAUUUCUGCCCUGAGUGAAGCUGGAGUUAUUUAUGUUAUGACCCAUGAUUCGAUUGGACUUGGAGAGGAUGGACCAACUCAUCAGCCAAUAGAGCACUUGGCAAGCUUCAGGGCAAUGCCAAAUAUUUUGAUGCUUCGUCCAGCUGAUGGUAAUGAAACUGCUGGAGCAUACAAAGUUGCUGUGCUUAACAAGAAGAGACCUUCAAUUCUUGCCCUUUCUAGGCAAAAGUUGCCCCAACUUGCAGGAACUUCUAUUGAAGGAGUUGAAAAGGGUGGCUACACCAUUUCGGACAACUCAUCAGGUAACAAGCCUGAUGUUAUUUUGAUUGGAACUGGUUCUGAGUUGGAAAUUGCUGCCGCAGCUGGUGAGGAUCUGAGGAAAGAAGGAAAGGCUGUUAGAGUUGUUUCUUUUAUUAGCUGGGAACUUUUUGAUGAACAGUCAAAUGAAUAUAAGGAGAGUGUUCUACCUGCUUCUGUAUCAGCUAGGGUUAGCAUUGAGGCUGGAUCAACAUUUGGUUGGGCAAAAAUUGUUGGAAGCAAGGGAAAAGCCAUAGGCAUUGAUCGAUUUGGAGCAAGUGCUCCAGCAGGAAAAAUAUACAAGGAGUUUGGUAUCACCAAGGAAGCUGUUAUUGCUGCUGCCAAACAACUUUCGUAGAUCUAUUGAGUUUCUUUUUUCUCAUCUAGAACUUGUGGGUUUCACUGGUGGCUUUGGGUUACUAUAACAAGAUCUGUUUCUUGAGAUAUCACUUUAGCCUCAAUAAGGAAAGAUUAGAUUGCUCUUGCAAGGAUUCUUAGAGGAGAAACAUAGAUUAAAGGAUGAGUUGAAUCAAUGUUGUAUGAAUUUGUAACAACUAUUUUGGCUUGUGAGUUUUGCACUGAUUUAGUUGGAUUCAGUGAUACUCACUCCUGCACUUGUUUAAAUCUGGUCUUUUAUCGCUU